Ilex paraguariensis (yerba mate) is the source of this 1788-nucleotide messenger RNA. The record is from the annotation of a GenBank genome assembly. Lineage: Eukaryota; Viridiplantae; Streptophyta; Magnoliopsida; Aquifoliales; Aquifoliaceae.
AUGGCCUCUUUUCGCCCUUUCGAGUGGCUAAUCAUUUGCACAACAUUGUUUGUUGUUCUUGUUGCCCGAGUCAUUGCCAUUGACAUCUACCAUGAAUGGGUUGUUUCCACUGACACUACAAUUAGACCCGUGUCGUCUCCUCAACCUGUUAUCACCAUUAAUGGAAUGUUUCCAGGACCCCUCAUCAAUUCCACAACCAAUGAUUUUGUCCAUGUCAAUGUCUUUAACAAGUUGAACGAGCCAAUACUCUUUACAUGGAAUGGCAUACAGCAGAGGCUAAACUCAUGGCAAGAUGGAGUGUCUGGCACAAACUGCCCCAUUAAACCUGGUACUAACUGGACUUAUGUGUUCCAGACCAAAGACCAGAUUGGCACUUUCACUUACUUCCCCUCCACCGACUUUCUAAAGGUUGCUGGAGGAUUCGGACCCAUCCGGAUCAACAACCGAGAUGUCAUCAGCAUCCCUUUUGCCAAACCAGAAGCUGAGUUUGAUCUUCUCAUUGGUGAUUGGUUUCAAUCCGACUAUUGGGCUGUUAACUUGNUAAAGGUUGCUGGAGGAUUCGGACCCAUCCGGAUCAACAACCGAGAUGUCAUCAGCAUCCCUUUUGCCAAACCAGAAGCUGAGUUUGAUCUUCUCAUUGGUGAUUGGUUUCAAUCCGACUAUUGGAUAGUUAGGUCAUUGGUGAAGUACAAUUACGAGAAUUUUGGUGAUGUCCCUGAUGUGAUGUUGAUGAAUGGCAAAGGCCCUUAUGGGGACCCAACUUCAAAAGCCUUUGAGUCCUUCACUGUCACACUAGGAAAAACGUAUCGAUUCCGAAUAUCAAACGUGGGGACUGCAUUCAGUUUCAACUUCAGGAUUCAGAACCACCAGAUGGUGUUGGUUGAAACAGAAGGAUCAUACACCAACCAGAUCACACUGGACUCUCUUGAUGUGCAUGUUGGCCAGUCCUACUCUGUUCUUGUCACUGCAAAUCAAAGUGAAGCCGAUUAUUACAUAGUGGCUUCUCCAAAAUUGUUCCUCACUUCGAAUACCAGCUCCCGUGUGGCCAAAGGGGUCCUGCACUAUGUCAAUUCUACUUCAACAGUUGCGGGACCUUUGCCAACAGGACCCGAUCCAUUUGAUGUUGAUUUUUCGAUAACUCAAGCUAAAUCUAUCAGGUGGAACCUGACUGCAGGAGCUGCAAGGCCUAAUCGACAAGGAAGCUUCAAUGUGACAAACGUUACCCUUUCGCAGACAUUUAUCCUCCAUGGAUCGGAAGCUAAAAUUAAUGGUUUCCCAUACUACGUAGUCAACAAUGUCUCGUAUCUCACCCCCGAUACCCCAUUGAAACUUGCCGAUCAAUUUGUAAACGGGUCGGGUGUAUACCAACUUGAUACAUACCCUGUCCACUCUAUCAAUGACGCUGCAUCAACUGGAGUUUUUGUUGUGACUGGAGUCCACAAAGGGUGGCUGGAAAUUGUGUUCAAGAAUGAUUUGAAACUCAUGGAUUCUUGGCAUUUGGAUGGUUACGGAUUCUACGUUGUUGGGUUUGGAGAAGGAGAAUGGACACCGGAAUCUCGCACUUCCUACAACCUCUACGAUCCCGUUGUUCGGUCCACGGUUCAGGUGUACCCCGGAAUGUGGACAGCAGUAUAUGCAUUCCUUGACAAUCCAGGAAUGUGGAAUUUGAGAUCACAGCACUUGAAGCAUUGGUUCCUUGGUCAAGAACUCUACAUCAGGGUACACGACGAUGAUCCCAACCCUGCCAAGGAGCGGCCGCCACCGGAAAACCUUCUUUUAUGUGGUUAG